Molecule: messenger RNA, 441 nt
Organism: Rotaria sordida
Lineage: Eukaryota; Metazoa; Rotifera; Eurotatoria; Philodinida; Philodinidae
Source: the annotation of a GenBank genome assembly
AUGCUGUCGGAAGAAGAAUAUCAAGAUACAAAACGUAAUUUAAAUAAUAUAACAGCAACUACAAAAUUACGACAAAAAAUUAGAAGAAUAUUGCUGAAAAAAUUAAAAGAACAUGAAUAUGCUACAAAAUUUAUUCCAUUCGAACCAUUACCCCACUUUCAAUUUUUUAUUAACCGAACAACAACCGAACCCAUACUUCAGCAAAUUAUUAAAGCUAUAACAACAUCUACUGAAUUUACAAUUGAUAUCGAACCAAUAAAUGUUUAUAAAUUACGAAAUGAACUAGCAUUGAUACAAGUCCAAGUUAUCUUGCCACAUGAUUAUUCACUUGCAUUAAUAAUAGAAGUGUGUCACCUUUCAAGUGUUAAUCAUGUUAAUUUUACAUUAAUGAAGGAAUUAUUUCGAAUCGUAUUUUCACCAGAUAAAAUAAUUUAUAUCUGA